Amblyraja radiata (thorny skate) is the source of this 4210-nucleotide messenger RNA. RefSeq names its product Smith-Magenis syndrome chromosome region, candidate 8a (gene smcr8a). NCBI's taxonomy places the organism in Eukaryota, Metazoa, Chordata, Chondrichthyes, Rajiformes, Rajidae. The record is from RefSeq and is a predicted model, not a curated record. The coding region runs from base 107 to 2950 and encodes 947 amino acids. Gene Ontology annotation, molecular function: GTPase activator activity. The transcript has 2 exons. Gene Ontology annotation, cellular component: guanyl-nucleotide exchange factor complex.
AGGGAGACAAGAUGGCGGCUGGUGAGGAGCCGCCAGCGUCGCCGAGCUGUUGCUGCCCGCCUUCCCCGGGCGGCGGCGACCACGACCACGGUGAGGACGAGCCGCGAUGAUCACCGCCCCCGACGUGGUGGCCCUGGCCCGCCAGGAGGACGGGGAAGGGGAGAGGGGGGAGGAGGAUGAGCGGCCGGCGCCUCCCUUCCACUUCCAGCCCCACAACCCCUGGGCCGGGGCCGCCGCCGCCACCGCCACUUUGCUCAAGGAUUUCAUUCUCAUUUCCGAGUUUUCCGAGCAGGUAGGCCCUCAGCCGUUGCUAACCAUCCCGGACCAUGCCCGCGGCAACUUUGACCUCAACUAUUUCUCUCUCAGGAUCAUGUCUGUGGAUUACCAGGCCUCCUUCGUGGGCCACCCUCCCGGCACCAGCUACCCCAAGCUCAACUUCGUGGAGGACUCCAAGGUGGUGCUGGGCGACUCCAAGGAGGGCGCCUUCGCCUACGUCCACCACCUGACCCUCUACGACCUGGAAGCCAGGGGCUUCGUCCGCCCCUUCUGCGUCGCCUACAUCUCCACGGAUGAGAACAAGAUCAUGCAGCAGUUCCAGGAGCUUUCGGAUGACUUCUCCAGAGCCUCCGAGUGCCUGAAGACUGGCAACAGAAAAGCGUUUGCCAACGAGCUGGAAAAUAAACUUCAGGACCUGGAGUAUACCCGGAAUGUGCUGCACAAUGAAACAGAAAUCCAGAAAAAGUCAAACGAUAAAGGAUAUUACUCUUCGGUUGCGAUAGAGAAGGCGAAUGAACUAGCCAAUGUGGAGAAAUGUAUAAUCGAGCAUCAAGAUCUCCUGAUGCAGAUCAGAAAUUAUUCAUACAAAAAAACGAGAGAUGCCGGCUAUUUUACACACGAGCCAGAUAAUGGUACGGAACAUCCAGACUCUGGGUUGGAGGAAAUGCAAAAUAGGGACGAGUCGUCUGAAAAAAAUAGUUUAUCCGAUGGAAGAUCUUACAUACCCAAAUUUACAAAAACUAAAUCUGCAAAAUGCUUUGAAAAGAAACUGAAAACCCUGGAAGAACUUUGUGACAGCUACUUUUUUAAUCAAACCUUAGAACAACUUAGGCAGGUGGAGAAAUUCUUCAGGGGGGAUGUAUGCUAUCUCCUUACCAGUCAAAUUGAAAAGGUGCUCCUGCAACAACAACGGACAACUUAUUUUCUCUUUGAAGACUCGCUACUCUUCACUGAUGAAGAACCAGCCGAAAAGGAACAGCACUGUGAAAAACCCCUGCCUGGUUUUAAUCUUAUCACUGUUAAAGCUUUGGACCACCCUUGUCUAUCAACUGAAGCGGCAAGCUGUGAUUCGUACAAGUCUUGCGUAGAGUCUGUACCCAUUAAACUGGAUCCUCAAAUUAGCGUAGACAGUUAUUGUGGGUCUAUGUCUGAUUCCGUUCCAUUCAAAAGUCUCUUUGGAACUUCGGACUAUCUUGAAUUGGAAGGGAAAGAGAAAGGAAGUAUUAGUAGUGGUGAAAGCAUUGAAGUCCUGCGUACAGAAAAAUCCUCCUCGACCCCAAUAUCAUCGAAAUCUGACAACCAGACAGACUCGCAGAGCCAGCAUCUGCAUGUUGUGAGGCGGAAAUUUGUUGGUACUAGGAGGGCGAACAGCGAGGACAGCAUUGAGGUACUAAGUACCACUGAAUCACUGAUACCCGAAGACCUGAAAGCUGCCUAUCCAAAUGCAAUCCAUGAAGAAGAAGCACCUUUAGAAAAUGAAACAAUUGGGCUGAGCACAGAUCUUAUGGAGCCCGAUGCAAAUCUAAACCAUACUAAUGGGUUUAGCAACACAAAUUUUGAAACUGGAACCAUUAAUUUCUCUGCGUUAUCUGAGCCCGUUGACCCUUCUUGUUGUAUUGGGAAAGAGAGCCCAAAUUUUAAUAAGUCUGUACCUACAUUUGUAACCGAAGAGUACAGGGAUGGGGUUGUCAAUGUUCCACCACAACGCAGCAAAACCAUCAGUCACCUAUUCCACAGUGAUUACCCACAGCAAGAAGGGGGAGGUGGAUCGGAUAACGCUGCAGAUCAAGUAUUCUCUCCCUGUGAAAAGGAAUACAGUGAUCUACCCGGUGCUGGAGAAAUGGCUCGGCUUCCAGUGGAUGAGUAUUUGGACAACAUGAGCUACAUAAGUGCAUCUUUAUAUUCUGAUCGGACUCCAUCUCCAGCCCUCCCAACCAGUCCGUCAAAGAGGCUCUCUGAAAGACGCAAGAAGCAUUCGGGGAAGAAUUCUCUGUGGUUUAUACGGCAAUAUUCUUUUGCACAGCAGGCAAUAUUUUCACUGCUGUCAGGGCGGACCCUUGUGGUGGUUGGUGAGCACGAAGGGAAAGUCAAGAAGCUUGUCAAUGCCUUGUCAAUAUUUGUCCCCAGUCAUGGCAGAGGUGCAGAUUCUGUGAAGCAAUGGGUAACGCUUCCUUUGCACGUGGAUGACUUGCAGACUUGGAAACUCAUUGGACUUCAGAGAAUAGCUUCUCCUCUGGGCACCAGUAUGCUGCACUCGCUGAAUCGUUAUAGCCGCUAUGUCACCAUUCUGGACUGCGACAACAAAACACUGCAUUGCCCGCAGUAUAAAGGACAGCUGAUUACCCGAAUGGCCGACCAUAGGACUCAGAUAAAGAGGGGCAGCACUUACUACAUGCACGUUCACAGUAUGCUGACCCAGCUCAGUUCCCAAGCUUUCCUCUACACCUUCUGCCAUCACCUGCAUCUUCCCAUCGACGAGAGGGAGAGCGAAGAUUCAGUCACCUGUCGCAGAGUAAACUUUUUAAAGCAUCAUCUGGGGCUGGUGAAUGAUGACAGCAAAAUAGUGCAAUACUUUGCAGAACUGAUCAAGAUGCACUACCUGCACGAACCUCCAAAGGGCUUGAAUCCGCUUCUGCGGUUUCACUACGACCCCAGUGUGGUGUUUAAGAUCUAAUUCUGCAACUCUCCGAUUCAAAGCUGAAUUUUUAUCACGCACUUCGGUCGGAGAAAAGCAUGACCUCCUUCCAUUUGUUUCUCCCUGCGAUGUUGUACCAUCACCCGUGUUGUACAAAAGGGGCAGCAGUCUGGCUGUGGCAGGUCAUGGACAUGUGAGCAUUUUUUAACUUGCAGAUCAAUGACUCAAACUAUGGCAAGAGUGAAUCAAGAAUUUACAUAUCUAGCAGGGCAGCACAGUGUGCAGCUGUGGAGUUGCUGACUUACAGCAGCAGCAAUAGAGUUGCUGCCUUGCAGCACCAGAGACCCGGGUUUGAUCAGAGUACGGGUGCUGACUGUACGGAGUUUGUACAUUCUCCCUGUGGCCACGUGGGUUUUCUAUAGGUGCUCCCACACUACAAAGAUGUGCAGAUAAUUGGAGGAUAAUUGGCUGGUAAAAUUGUAAAUUGUCCUUUAUGUGUAGGAGAAUGCUUCUGCAUGGGGGUGAUCGCUUGUCGGCAUGGACUCGGUGGGCCGAAGGGUCUGUUUCUGCGCUGUAUCGCUAAAUCUUAAGCGCACUGAAUUACCUCCAGUUCAGUAUACUGGAUCAUAUUUCUAAAUGAUCUAACGCGUUGGGUAGGGUGAGAAAUGAUCUGAGGACAAAGCAUGAAGGAAUGGGAUAUACCCAAGUGCAUGGUUAAGGCGAGUCUUUUGGUAUCUUGUUCCAUUUCCUGCUAUCCUAGACGGGAUGGUGUUUGACGUGGACUGCGUGCUGGUAAGAACGAAACCAAAUCAAGGUGAACUAAGAGGCUCAGAAACAUCACCCGGUGAUCUAUCGUGUGUUACACCUCCAUGUUGCUGAACUAAUACCCAGUGCGCGUCUGCAUUUUGGCUAAUUUCUGGGUGAUAGGUUGCGUUGCGACAAUACUGUUAUGAACCAGAUUAUCUGUAGUUGUAAAAGUUGUGAAUAGAUCCAAAGUGGAUCUUGUCCAGAAAGUAAAUUCAGCUUUUUAAUAUGUCCAAUCGCUGGUGAAGGAUUAGAAUGAUACGGCUGCGUACAUUGUAGUGUUAUAGCAAGGUUUUCUUCAUAUUUGACAUUGUUAAUGUUUAACGGAGAAAAUCCACGUUACGAAUGGUCGGCUACUUGCAUGCUGUCAGGGUGGCCCCAAGUUCCAUACGGGUUUCCCAUUGCUGGCAGUGGGAAGCCUAGUUUACAAAGAUAACUAUUUCCGUAGGUGUGCGUGGGGAUCAACGGAGAGGAGGGGAUGGGGGAGAGCUAGCA